GCACGCACACAUACACCCACAUAAACGUUCGCCACACUCCUGCACGUCCUGCACCGUCCUCCUUCAUUCUUGCGCACAUCCCCUUCUGUGGUCUAACCGGAUGAGUUACCCGGUGGACACUGUAGGGAGUCCCUUCAGGAGAACUAUGGAUACUAGAACGACCAGCUAUGGCUACAGCCGCUCCAGCGGCACCCCCUCCAGCGGCUUUCGGUCCCAGUCCUGGUCCCGGGCCAGUCCCGGCUCCACCGUGACUACGUCUUACAAGAGGAACGUGAAUAUGCCGGUAACCCGGGCAUACAGCUCAGCUGUGCUGAGCUCCGCCGACAGCGUUGAUUAUAGUCAAACCUCUAUCCUGAACGGAGACUACAAGCGUUCUAACGAGAAAGAGCAACUUCAAGGGCUCAAUGACCGGUUUGCUGUUUACAUUGACAAGGUGCACUACCUGGAGCAGCAGAACAAGCAGAUCGAGGCGGAGAUCCAGGCACUGCGGCAGAAGCAGGUGUCGCGCUCCCAGAUGGACGACCUCUAUGACCAGGAGCUGCGGGAGCUACGGGAGCUGCUGGAGCAAAUCCACCAUGACAAGGCACAAAUUCAGCUCGACACGGACCACAUCGACGAGGACAUCCAGCGGGUCAGGGACCGCUUUGAAGAAGAAGCUCGCAUCCGAGAGGAGACAGAGGCCAUAAUCCGUGUCCUGAAGAAGGACAUGAGCGACUCGGAGUUGGUGAAGUCUGAGUUGGAGAAGAAAGUUCAGUCGCUGCAGGAUGAAAUCGCCUUCAUCCGCAACAAUCACGAGGAAGAAGUCAGCGACCUCAUCGCCCAGAUUCAGGCGUCUCAGGUGACAGUGGAGAGGAAAGACCUCCAGAAGGCUGACAUCACCGAAGCUCUCCGGGAGAUUCGAAGCGAGCUGGAGGGCCACUCCAACCAGAACCUGCAGCAGGUGGAAAACUGGUUCAUGUGCCGCUACGUCAAGCUGACCGAGGCUGCAGAGCAAAACAAGGACGCCAUAAAGUCCGCCCGUGACGAGAUAGCCGACUAUCGCCGUCAGCUGCAGUCCAAGACGGUGGAGCUGGAGUCCGUCCGCGGUACAAGAGACUCACUGGAGAGACAGCUUAAUGACAUCGAGGACCGCCACAACAGCGACCUGGCCAGCCUGCAGGAAACAAUUCACCAGCUGGAUAAUGAGCUCAAGAGCACCAAAUGGGAGAUGGCUCGUCACCUGCGUGAGUACCAGGACCUGCUCAAUGUCAAGAUGGCCUUAGACAUUGAAAUAGCUGCAUACAGGAAACUCCUAGAGGGUGAGGAGACCCACUUCAGCACUUUCCCUUACCGCCAGACUGUCACCACCACUAAAAUCUCUAAGCCUAAGUCGGAGCCCACAAAGCUUAAGGUGCAGCACAAGUUUGUGGAGGAGAUCAUUGAGGAGACAAGGGUUGAGGAUGAGAAGGCUGAAAUGGAUGAGGCCCUGGCAGAGAUAGCGCAAGAGCUGUCUGCAGCACAGGAAGGAGAGGAGGGUGAAGAGGAAGAAGGGGAGGAGAAAGCAGAGGGAGAAGAAGCAGAGGGUGAGGUGGAAGAGGGAGAAGGAGAGGAGGGAGGAGAAGAAGAAGAAGUCGUAGCGGUCACUGAAGCCAAAGUUAGCUCAAGUGCGCCCAGCAAGGAGGAAGAGGAGGAUGAAAAAGGUGGUGAUGAGGGAGAAGAGGGAGAGGGAGAAGGUGGUGAGGAGGAUGAGAAGGAAGAAGAAGCAGAGGGAGAAGGUGGUGAGGGUGAGGAUGAGGGAGAAAAGGGGGAUGAUGCAGAGGGAGGUGAUGAAGAAGGAGAGGGAGGAGGAGAGGAGGAAGAAGUUGAGGAGACAAUGUUGUGCACCAAAGCUCCAGAGUCUAAAGCCUCUCCUGACAAAGAGAAGGCUGGAGACAAAGAGGGCAGUGGAGAAGAGGAGGGAGCAGGUGCUGAAGAAGAGAGUGGAGAUCAGGAUGAAGAUGCAGGUAGUGACAAAGCAGCCAAAAGUGGAGAUGAGAAGGAGGAAAAAGAGGAUGCAGGCAAAAAGGAAGAUGAGAAGAAGGGAAAAGAUGAGCCAGACUCAGAACCACCUGUAACCCAGACAGAGGCUCCAAAAACUGAAGCUACAAAGGCCGAGGCCAAGAAAGAAGAUGCUCCUAAAUCUGAGGAAACAAAACCUGAAUCUCCAAAGAAAGAAGAAGCUCCCAAAACAGAGGGAUCAAAACCUGACUCUCCAAAGUCAGAUUCCCCAAAGCCUGCGUCUCCCAAAUCUGAAUCCCCUAGGCCUGCCUCCCCCAAGUCUGAAUCCCCUAAGCCUGCCUCCCCCAAGUCUGAAUCACCAAAACCAGAGUCUCCUAAAUCUGAAUCUCCCAAGCCUGCUUCUCCUAAAGCAGAGUCUCCAAAAGAAGCAUCCCCAAAAUCUAGCUCCCCAAAAGCUGAAUCCCCAAAGACCGAGACCGCAAAGCCUGAGGCUCCUAAAAGCACUGAAGACAAGACUGAGAAAAAGAGCGAGUCAACAGAAGAGAAGAAAGUUGAAAAGAAAGAUGUUGCCAUGAACGGUGACAUAGACAAGAGUAGCCCUGAGGAGAAAGAGAAGAAGGAUGAAGGAAAAGAAGCUGAUGUGAUCGCCAACGGCGUAGACGAGAGUCCUGUCAAGGAAGACGGCAGCCAGAAGGUUGUGAUCACCAAGACCGUGGAGACAAUCACCACCGGAGAGGAUGGGUCAAAGCAUGUCAUCAAGUCCGUCACUGUGACCGAAACGGUGAAGGAGGCGGAAGAGAUGGUGCAGGAGAAACUGGUCUCUACUAAGAAGACCGAGAAACACUCCACUCAGUCUAUCAAGCAGGUGACGGAGAGUGAGUGAGCAGAGAAGGAAGGGGAGAGAACAACACAAGCAAUCAAUCCAGAACUAACAUAACAAAGAAAAUCAUACAGCUAGAGCGAUGUAAUAAAGAUAACCACUCUCAAACAUACAAAACAAGUCAGAGCGAGAAGCCAAAAGUUAAACACUACAAAUUUCAAAAAUGCAUGUUGAGUGAAAGCUUCAAACAGGCUUCACAGCAGACGCGGACAGAAGCAAGUGACUGAGAUAUUUUAUUCUUCCUUAUGUUUUUUUUCCUUUCUGCAGUUAA
Oreochromis aureus is the source of this 3128-nucleotide messenger RNA. RefSeq names its product neurofilament, medium polypeptide a (gene nefma). Lineage: Eukaryota; Metazoa; Chordata; Actinopteri; Cichliformes; Cichlidae. Gene Ontology annotation, molecular function: structural constituent of cytoskeleton. The transcript has 3 exons. Bases 101 to 2860 code for a protein of 919 amino acids. Gene Ontology annotation, biological process: neurofilament bundle assembly. The record is from RefSeq and is a predicted model, not a curated record. Gene Ontology annotation, cellular component: postsynaptic intermediate filament cytoskeleton; cytoplasm; intermediate filament.